Closterium sp. Naga37s-1 is the source of this 1449-nucleotide messenger RNA. NCBI's taxonomy places the organism in Eukaryota, Viridiplantae, Streptophyta, Zygnematophyceae, Desmidiales, Closteriaceae. The record is from the annotation of a GenBank genome assembly.
AUGGAGAAGGAGCGCAGACGGGGCAGCAGUGACGGGCGGCCACACAGAGGGGGAAGGGGAGGCGGAGUGGUGAGGGAAGGCGCAGGGAGGGUAGAGGGGCUGCGGGCGCGCGUGGCUUGGGAUUGGUGGAAGCGAGGCGAGGGGUGGGAGAACGGGGAGCGGGGACGGAGCAGGGGGGCGGAAGAGGGGAGAAGGGCCAGGCGGAAGGGUGGGGACGGGCAGAAGGGAGGAAGCGGGGAGAACACGCGCAAGGGGCUCGAGGGGGGCCGCUGGUUGAAACACAUGGUGGUGCUGGCGGGGGAGGGAGGGGGUGGAGGAGUGGAAGGGCGGCGGGAGGGGAAGAAGCGGAGUGUAGAGGAGAGGCGCGUUAGGAAGGGCGGGGAGCGGACGAGAGGGAGGGAGGUGGGUGUGAGGCAGGUGGGUGGGAAACGAGUGGAUAGGCGAAGGCGAGCGAGGAGCAAGGGAGGAGAAAAGGGGCAAGGAAAAGAGGAGAAACGAGGGGAGGGGAGGGGAGGGGAGGAGAAUGGAGGGGAGGAGAAAGAAGGGGAGGAGAAUGGAGGGGAGGAGAAGGACGGGGAGGAGAAUGGAGGGACGUCAAAGGAAGGGGAGGAGAAUGGAAAGGGGAGGAGAAGAGAGGGCAAGAAGGAAGUGCACAGAUGGUCACCUCUGAGAUCUGAUCUGAGCGCCUUUCACCCCUUCUCACUCGGGGCCAAGGUGAGUGUAGAGGCCAAGGUGAGUGUAGAGGCCAAGGUGAGUGUAGAGGCCAAGGUGAGUGUAGAGGCCAAGGUGAGUGUAGAGGCCAAGGUGAGUGUAGAGGCCAAGGUGAGUGUAGAGGCCAAGGUGAGUGUAGAGGCCAAGGUGAGUGUAGAGGCCAAGGUGAGUGUAGAGGCCAAGGUGAGUGUAGAGGCCAAGGUGAGUGUAGAGGCCAAGGUGAGUGUAGAGGCCAAGGCUGAGGUGGCUGCUGACUUAGGUGGGGUGUUGGUGCUAUCAGGUAAUGGAGAGGUGGGGCAGCAACACAUGGGGGGGUGGGGAACCCAUGAGCCGCUUGAAACGCAUGGUGGUGCUGGCGAAACAGGCGCGGGGGGAGGGGUGGGGGAGACGGGGGAGGGGGAGAAGGGGAAUGGGAAAGGAGGGGAGGAUGGGGCUAUAAACCGCCCGCGGUGCUGCGUGAAUGCUGUGGAGAUUCUGCACGGCGAUGGGGCCGUGCUGGCCUUGCAUCACCCUCUUCUUGCCUCUUUCUUGCAUUGCAUUGCCCUGCCAGGCAUUGAACCGCUCGCACUGCCGGGUGAGUGCCGUGGCCAUUGUGGACGACAACGGGGCGCACAGGCUGCUCAAGAGCGUGCUGGCGGAGGCAGAGCGGGAGAGACAGCUGUAGCUGGAGGGGCAGGCGUGGCAGGAGGGGCAGGUGGGGCAGGAAAACUCACUCCCAGAAGAACAGACAAGGCUUAA